Scomber japonicus (chub mackerel) is the source of this 561-nucleotide messenger RNA. RefSeq names its product V-set and transmembrane domain-containing protein 5. The transcript is spliced from 3 exons. NCBI's taxonomy places the organism in Eukaryota, Metazoa, Chordata, Actinopteri, Scombriformes, Scombridae. Gene Ontology annotation, biological process: filopodium assembly; positive regulation of excitatory synapse assembly. The record is from RefSeq and is a predicted model, not a curated record. The coding region runs from base 1 to 561 and encodes 186 amino acids. Gene Ontology annotation, cellular component: axon; plasma membrane; dendrite.
AUGAGGCACUUCAGGCUCCGGGAUGUACAAGAUGUUGCUGUUUUUCUCAGCAUUACAUUAUAUAUGUGUCACCUAGUUGGAGCCAUCUCCAUCCAUUCUCUGCAGAGGAGCCUCAUUAGGUCAGUGCAGGAGGAUGUGUUUUUCUCUGUGGACAUUACCAGUAACGGGAAUCACACCAUACAAUGGACCUUUAUGUCAGGAGCAGUGAGCCGCACCAUAGGGACAUGGCAGCCAGGGUAUUACACUAACAUCACGGUAGAUUACAGCAGCAGAGUGCAGUCCUAUAAAAAUGGCUCUAUGGGUCUGUCCGACCUGCGGCUCCAGGACGCUGGAUAUUAUGUGGUUACAGUCACAGAGACAACAGGCAGCAGCAAGGACGCUGGGUUUGUCCUGAAAGUGAACGAAGUGCUUUAUGAGGAUCUUCAGUACCUGUCCGUGUCUGCGUUAGCACUGGCCUGUUUGGCUGGCCUUCUCAUGCUGGCCAUGUGGCUGCUAGACAAAGCCUACAGGAAGAUAGUAGCAUGGAGACGCAGGAAACAGAUGCCAGGUAAAGAAACGUAG